Messenger RNA from Electrophorus electricus (electric eel), 1064 nucleotides. RefSeq lists its product as uncharacterized. The record is from RefSeq and is a predicted model, not a curated record. Gene Ontology annotation, cellular component: nucleus. Gene Ontology annotation, biological process: regulation of gene expression. Lineage: Eukaryota; Metazoa; Chordata; Actinopteri; Gymnotiformes; Gymnotidae.
GAAGAGAAGACAAGUAAGGAGAAUUAUUCGUGUACACAUAGUCUGCAAAAUGAACAGUUUGGAGUAUUUAAACACUUUUUUGACCGAACGCCUAAUGACAGUUGCUGGAGAAAUAUUUCAAGUCUUUAAAGAUACCGUUACUGAAUAUCAAGGCGAGAUAGAACGAAUCAGACACGAAAAUCGCUGUCUAAGAGAAACCCUUGCUGAAAUCGACGGUAAUAUCGCUCAGCAAAGACAAGGUGCUCAGAUGAUCGACGCAGAUGGAGAUCAGCACAACUCAAACCAGGGACCUCUGGACUCGGAACACUCAUUAAUACAAGUGAAGCUGGAGUUUGCCACUUUGGAGCAGGAGUGUGAACCGCAGCAGGCUUCCAGCGAACCGCAAAUGUACACGUCUAAUGUUGCAAAGGCUAUUCAUGGUCCGGUGCCCACCCAGUGUUUCUCUGACAAGACUGUUGUCCUGGACGACAUGGAGGACAACAGUCUGCACACGAACUCGGCAGUCACAGUCAAAGUAGAGCCGUGUGCAUCCCACGCGAUAUAUUCUGAUAGCACAAGCACAGCUGAAAUACUGAAUGAUGCUGCAACUGACCAAGCGAGGCUUGGACAGGACUCCUACUGUGGCAGGGCAUUUGAUGAGGUUUCUCAUCUAGCAUCCCACCUGCAGAGUCAUGUGGACAUGUUUAGCUGUGAGGUGUGUGGUAAGUCCUUCAAGAAAAAAGGUACCUUGAAGACACACAUGAUAGUGCACCAGAAAGAGAGGCCCUAUCGCUGCAGGUUGUGUGGAAAAUCAUAUAGUUGUGCCAAAGUACUGAAUGUGCAUCUCAUAAGUCAUACAGGUGAGAGACCCUUUGCUUGUGGUUAUUGUGAAAAGCGUUUUAAGCUGAAAAGUCAUUUGAAAGAGCAUGAGAGGAUCCACACUGGUGAAAAACCUUUCAGCUGUCCAGUGUGCAGGAAGUGUUUUACCAGAUCGAAUCCCGUAAAGAUACACAUUCGAAAUCAUCAUCGUGAACAAUCACAGUUUCUGCUGAACCAGUAAAUGAACAAAGAGGGUUUGCUGCAAG